AUGCUUGCAGCCAUUGAUGCGUGUCCAACUCGCCGUCAUUCUGGCUCAGCACUGCUCGCCGCCAUUGGUCGCUGGGCGCUGCUACUGCUCGGACUCGCGACGAUCGUGUCUGUGACCGUUGUCGACGCCGCCGUGAUCUCGAAUGCUACGAGUACGACGACCAACGGCACGGCGAAUACGACCGAUACCGCCAAUACGACGACGACCUAUCAAGAUCUGGGAUUCUACAAUGUCACGCCUGGAGGAGGUAGAUGGCUGACGGUGAGUGUGCAUCUGCCAUAUCCGGUCACCGUAUCGAUCGUGCGUCAUCGUCACCACUGCGCAGGCGCGCAGGCGCGCAUGCCGCGCCCGAGCGAGCUUGCGAAAACCAUCGCCGAGCUUCUACCCGCCCAGACCUCGCACCGGCGGGAGAUCCGACUCCAAAAAUACACCCAUGCAGGGGCAACAACGCUUGGAACACGAAACCUAAACUGACUUUAUCAUCGCCGAUUCCAAUCCCAGUACGCUGUGGAUGGCACAUUGUUGGGUGAACCGAUCAACGUCGUCGUCUCGGCCCAUUCGGACCCCCUCAUCAUGACCGUGGCGGGCCUCAACGACUGGUUUCUUUCGAUUCAGUAUAGCACCGAGUUCCUCAACGUAUCUCUCGGAAACAAGCAGAAGGCCGAUCUCGGCGAUGGGAAUGGGCGGCGUAAGUCGUGGCUCUGAAAAGCCAAUGUUCGCUGGCUCGGAGGUCCGAAGAGCGAAAACCUGAAGCCGGCCAUACCCGCAUUAAGAUACAUCAGUGAGCUGACGAUGCUUGGGCUUCUAACUUGCACAGAAAAUCAAAGCCAGCUUCUGCGAUACAACUACUUCGAUACCAUUUACGGCACCCUGCAAGAGUCGGUCAACGGUGGAUCGCACGUACGGAUCUGGAACCAGAACGGCUCGACCGCGGACUCGGGAGCAUGGUUCGUCGCUGCCUCGGUCGAGUACCCCGCGGCGAUGGGGCAUCUCAUCAAACCCAAUGGCUAUGACCUCGGCCGGGACGAAGUCGUCGGGAAUGCGACGAUGAGCAACGGAACGAUUUCGCCUGCGACGAACCGUACCUUUUCGGCAACGAGUCAACUGAUUCAGUUCCUUCCGGCCAACUCGAGCGCAAAUAUUAACCACGACAUCGAGACCGACGGUAACGUGGCCAUCUUAACCGUCAAGGUCACAAGCAAUGGCUCUGUCAAUGCCAGCGCCAAGAGCGGGUCGUGAGUACUACCUUCCGGCUCCUGAGUUCCCUGGCAGAAAAGUUUGAUCUGAUUCCCAACUUCUUGUAAACUCAGUACGACCUCGAUGCUGAAUAUCGUGCCCCUCCAAGCCAAAACUCUGAUCUUCGCUUCCACCGUUCUUUCCAUUGCCUUCGCCUUACUCUUAUGA
Messenger RNA from Microbotryum saponariae, 1404 nucleotides. NCBI's taxonomy places the organism in Eukaryota, Fungi, Basidiomycota, Microbotryomycetes, Microbotryales, Microbotryaceae. The record is from the annotation of a GenBank genome assembly.